Ruditapes philippinarum (Manila clam) is the source of this 604-nucleotide messenger RNA. Its product is annotated as pre-piRNA 3'-exonuclease trimmer-like. The transcript has 6 exons. Bases 61 to 483 code for a protein of 140 amino acids. Lineage: Eukaryota; Metazoa; Mollusca; Bivalvia; Venerida; Veneridae. The record is from RefSeq and is a predicted model, not a curated record.
CUGAGAGUUGGUCAUAUCCUGACAUUCAAAAAUAAUAAGUCCUCAGAAGUUAUACCAUGUAUGUUCAGAAGAUAUUUACAAACAUUAGAAAAGAAAAGAAACAAAAUCAACGUAAUAAGAGCUACUAUAAAUCAUAUUAACUUAGAAGGUGACGACCAUAAAUCAAUAAGACCAGAGCUGCUGUAUGUAAGUGGGAGAAUGUUUAAACAAAAAUUAAACAUUGAUCAGUUAGCAAAGUGGUUCUCCCCCUAUGGUAAUGUGGAUGUGAAAGCAUAUGGCCAAAAUAAAGCAUUGGUUGCUACAUCAAAUCACUACUGUGCCAAAGAUAUUUUACGAGCAUUUAAACAGCAUAACACAAUCUAUGUGACAUAUUAUAGUGUAUGGAAACACUCACCUAUUGCCAGGGGACUUUUGUGGACAGGGGUUUUGCUAUCAGGAAGUGCUUGUGUUGUUGCCUUAUUGACUGGUGAUAAGGAAACAUGAUCCAAAAGAGAUUUAAUUAAAGGAAAAGACUUGAAUUCAUAUAAAAGAUGGGAAAUUGACAGAAAAGAUGGAAUUAACAUAAAAAAGACUUAAGAUUACCAAAAAAAAAAAAAAUGAAAAA